UUUCAAGCUCCAGAUUCUUCAAUCAGACUCUCUUGUGACCGUUGCGUCCUCAGUCUUCUUCUCUCUCUCUCUCUCUCUAAAGUCUAAACCAUGAAGACCGCUUUCUAAACCACUCUCUCUCUCUCUCUCUCUCUCUCUCUCUCUCUCUCUCUCUCUCUCUCUCUUGACAGCAAAAGGCAUCCGAAAGAAGUCAGCUGUAAAAGCAGCUAAUCAUGGGGUGCUUUCCAAAAUGUUUCACUAGUUGUAAGCGCCGAAAGCUCAAAAAAUCAGUCACCGUGACUCCAUUUAAACACCAACAAAGCUUUGAAGGUACUGAAAAAGUUGUUCAAAUUCAACAUGCUGAACCCACUAAGCUAGAAGACGUUUUGGAAGCCAUUAAACUCACCAAAGAAUCAAAAGAGGAGGAGAAUGAAGAACAAUCAAAGAAUGAUGCCAAAAAGAAAGUUACGUUUGAUUUGAAUACCAAGGUCCAUCAUGAAGAAUCAUCUACCACUACCAAGGAAGUCACCAAUAGCUUGGUGGAAAGCUCCGAUGAGAAACAGGAAAUACAAAAAGAGCUGGGACCGAUUCUGGGUUCCAUUAUAUCAAGCGUAGCACCAUCUCAUCCGUUAAACAAAAGAUACGAAAAUUGCGAAAACAAUGAGGAUGAAUAUGAAGAUGUGGUGGACUUAGAUGGAAGUGAUUUGGAUGCAGCUGAUGAUUAUGAACAAGGACAUGUCGAUGAUGAGUUUGAUAGUAAGCAGCAAAUCUCAAUUCAAGAAGAGUCUUCCGAAUCAUUGUUUUCGCUAUCGAUAGAUUCCAGGAAACAAGUUUAUGAUGCUGAAAUAGAUGAGAAGGAGGUCAACAGUCCAAUGCCAAAGCUCAGUGCCUCUAACCAGGAAGUUAAUCUAAUAGGAUCAAACCAAAAUGCUAGGGAUCAAUCAGUGCUGAAGCCCAUUGAAAAUCUUACUCAAUGGAAGGAGGUCAAACAGAAAGCAACUUCCACAGCUUCAAAGCACCAAGAGAAGGAGAACAUAAAUACAGAGCAAGAUUGCUAUGUACCCUUUAGCCCAGAGCCUACUUUAAAGCUGUCAAAACACUGCCCCAGGCCAAAGUCCGAUGACCAGGGAACUGGGGUUGACACUAGCCUUUCAAGCUGGUUGGUUGAAUCUGAGACCACGCCCAAGUCCAAUGCCAGUAACAAUUCUGUGGGGAACAACUCACUCUGUGAGAGAGUGAUAAACUCACCCGGAAGCCGCGAAGAUAGGCCAAUUUUAGGAGCUUGGACAACUGAAGAGAUAAAACAGUUGUCUGCUUUUUCUACCCCGAGACGGUCGCGAAGCCCAAGUCCGGACCAGAUACCGAUCAUAGGCACUGUUGGGAGCUACUGGUGUCAUACUGGUCAGACCAUGGAUUCGGACUCAAGCUCUUCUUGCAGCGGAAUGCCAAGAACAGCAGGGAGAAACAGAGAGCAGGGAGAAACAGAGAGGAUCCGAAAGUGAAAUGGAAGUCUACUGCAUUUGAGGCAAAAUUGGAGAGAGCUUUAGACAUGGGUCUACUUGAAGCUUAGCUACAAAUUAUAGCAAUGGUGUCUGAGAUGGGAUAUUCAGUAUUUGUGAUAUUCAUGUAAUUUUGAAUUCCAGGGGUCUAAAUUUUAAUCCGGUUGUCUGCUAGAUAUUUAUGUAAUAUUGUUAUUUUUCUAAUUGUUUUUUCAUAAGGAAAUUAUCUUACAUUCAAUAUUUAACUAAUUAAGAAAUGAAAAUUUCAACUAAUAAAUAAACUAACAGAGACGAACUCGUCAGGGAAAUACAAAAAUUGAACAUGCGUAAAAUGGUCGAAUCAAUUGAAGGUGCAAUUUGUACGUCAGUAUAAGAUCGACCUGUGACAACUCAUGAAAAAUAUGUAAUGACUAAAACAAAGAAAUUUUCUUACAUGGGAAGGCAAAAGCUAAAAAUCUCUGUAAUACGGUACUAGAACAAAAUACUCAAUACAUCAUUCUUCCAUUUUCCCCCCAAGACUACAGUUUACCCAAGAGACGAUACAACAUUUAUUUGUUUUGACAGUAAUCACUCCCCUAUCUUUGCCUUAUAUUUGAAUCAGUUACAAGAUCCUCUGAAAGGGAAAUGUGCUAUUUCUCCUUUGAUUUUUUU
Messenger RNA from Prunus persica (peach), 2129 nucleotides. RefSeq names its product protein JASON-like. The coding region runs from base 213 to 1481 and encodes 422 amino acids. NCBI's taxonomy places the organism in Eukaryota, Viridiplantae, Streptophyta, Magnoliopsida, Rosales, Rosaceae. Gene Ontology annotation, biological process: male meiosis II. The record is from RefSeq and is a predicted model, not a curated record. The transcript is spliced from 5 exons.